Messenger RNA from Amorphotheca resinae ATCC 22711, 2009 nucleotides. RefSeq lists its product as hypothetical. NCBI's taxonomy places the organism in Eukaryota, Fungi, Ascomycota, Leotiomycetes, Helotiales, Amorphothecaceae. Bases 154 to 1941 code for a protein of 595 amino acids. The transcript has 5 exons. The record is from RefSeq and is a predicted model, not a curated record.
ACAUACGGCUUUCCUUCACUGAAAGACAUCUCGGCUUCGAUACGAUAGCUCGACUUGUACAAGUAGAUCUCACCGCCCCUUCUUCCCUUUCACCACCCGAGGAUUGUUCCUCCCUCCUCGGCUCCCUCAUACCUCUCCCUUUUUUAUAUCUUCAUGAUGGUUCAGCGCAGGAACCCCCUGCAGAGGGAGUUCUUCCCUCCAAGGGAGAAUGGCUGGCAUAAUGAGAGACCAUUCCUCGACUUAUCUCAGGAGGGUCGCUUCACAGCUCCCCCUGUCCACCCUCGAUGCUUGCCCGUCGAAGCUGCUCUGAGAGAGUGUGCUGGCCUCUCCGUGAAGGAAUUCGCACUCAUCGUCCUUGACGAGAAUGGAGAGGAGAGGACCUACACUUCGACGUCUCUGACGCCUCAUCAACAGAGAAUAUUUACGGAUCGUUUUAGAACCGACUUCCGUCGCACCAUACGAAGAGCUAACUUGGGAAGUUCAUAUCCCAAUUCAGCAUACAGUCAGGAUGGCACGUACAGCGAUUUCGAUCCCGAGAACCGCCACCGGAAGCCGUCGAGCAGCGGAGACUCAUCGUCUGGCGGGAGGAGUCGGCGACUACUUCAAUAUUCCAAGUCAGAGGAAUCGGACGAAGAUGACUCCGCCACAAGUGGGAAGAGGAAACGAUCUCGUCCUUCACUCUACCAAGGACGAUAUGCUGACAAUGAUAAUACGCCGGUCCCCGUCCAGAAGACCCAGCAAUUGGUCAUCGGUGAUGAAGCUGAGGUGGAACGCUUCUACUCGGUGCGCUUCAAAGACAUGCAGCAAUCUUCCUGCAAAGUGAUGGGCAAAGCCUUUGUCAAACUCGUGGAACCAAAGAAGCAGACGCACCACCCUUACACUAAGGGCGAUAUCAAGGCGCCGCCGUGGUGGCCGGAUACAAAAGGCGAGAAUUCAGUCCGACACAAGGAGCCUGAUCACCUCCUGAAAGCAGAACGAAUUCGACUCCUGGUUCACAUCUUGCGGAUGAUUGUGGAGCCACGUGAGAAACAGUGUCCCACCGUCCAGAAAUUGGGCUUGAACGUCAAGAAGUUAGAAGAAGCAACAAUGGAGUCGAUGUCGAAUUGGUUCAAUGACAAAGAACACCCCGAGAAUGCUGCGAAGAGGGUUUAUCUCAAGGAGAUUUUCAAAGUCGCAAAAGCUGAAGAGCGAUACAAGAACGGGGAAAUUGAUGGCUCGACCCGAAUCCCUGUGAUGUACGGCGAUAGGAAUGGGGUUGAUGUUUCGGAUGAUGACGAACCUGAUGAGGGCAUCAAGGAUGAGGAUGAAGAGCACGAGCCGAUGCCUGUUUCUGCCGCUAUGCCCACGCCAGAUAGUCUGGUUUCUCCUACCAGCAUGAUGCAAAGCCAGCCCCUCCAACAACCUGAAUCCGAUGCUUUCUACCGGAUGCGCCCUCUCCCGGUUCGCCAUUAUAGCCAACCCCAGAUGGAAGAACAUAACCCAUAUGGCGAUGGUUCAUACAUGCCUCGUGGAUUCCAGCCACCGAGUCCCGGCUCGCAAGAUCCAAACCGUCGCUCGUUCGCAUCUCCCGGCUAUCAGAGUCCUCAGCAGAGUCUUUACAGUUGGCAGAAUAGCAUGGUCAGCGCCGGCCCUGUAUCGUCGAAUUAUUACGUGACGACGUCGCCUCAACCACCUCUCGCACCACCGACUGCCCCAUACCAACUCCCCCCACCUCAUUCUCAGCAGGGCAUGCUUCCGCCGCCGAUGGUCCAGCAUAGCUUUGACAACCUGCCAAACGUCAGGUAUGACUCGGGGCCGGCCCUCGGAAAUCAGUUGAGGACGGGCAGCCUGCAUCACCCCAAUCAGAUACCCCAUGGCUUCCAAGAGUAUCUACAUGAUAGUGGGCCAUAUGGUCAGAAUGAUCCCGGCAUGAAGCAAGGUCAACAUGUCCAUACGGGCUAACCACGCCUCCGUCUUGACCCACGUUUGGGCAUCAAAUCUUUUGAAUUCUGUCUACGAUGGAGCAUAGG